CUUGCGCAGACUCUUGGUGGCCUGAUAGACGUGCAACUACAUGUGAAUAACCUCAUUACCUGACAGUUACGGUUACCUACGUUCCACCCCAUUAGAGGGCUUCCUGGUUCCAACGAUUAUUUUGACAAAAUUAUUCUGAUCUUUGCCUCACUUCCCAAAGAGUUUUAUAUUUUUGAUUCAAGAACUGUCAUACUACUAGAUCAAAGUGGAAAUUAUGGAUUCUUGGGCCGAAGUUGUCAACAAUCUAAAUUACAGAUGAUAUCCUUGAAUGACAGCAAGAUGGAAAAGGUAAAUAAUCGUCGAGAUCCUUAGCAUGCCAAGAAGGGUUAGGUUCAUGGCAAAAUACCCACAAGGAGAUGAGAAAUCCCAGACCAAAAACUCUCUAUUGUGGAGAAGUCUUUGUAGUUCGUACAACUGUUGGUAAUACCAACAGUUACACUACAUACCAACUUGGAAUUAGUGUAACCUUACUGCCGAACUCUGAACGCCGAGAAGUCAUCGAUGUUAUUGGUCAAACUGCGUCAUUUCCAUAAUAUCUCUCCCUUCUUAACAUCGACUUAUUUAUAUAGCCUACGGAAUUUUGAACUUUCCGGUUGCACAAGUAUUUGCGGCUCCCUUCUUCCGAGCCGGAGAUGAUUUCCAAAAACUGUUAAUGUAUGUUGGUAUUGAUUAGAUCGUCUUUUCAAUAACUUUUUACUCCACUAUCAUGUUUCACAAUGUUGUUCCACACAUUGACAUACAAACAUGGGGGUUGACGCUUCCCUCUUUAUCCAAGGAGAUCUCUCAUUUGCUCUGUAUCUCACUGCUUGUCUUAAAAAUCCCCAACGUUUCACCUGCAUUAACUCUUCUGCAUCUAAGAAUCUUUCUAGCGAUCUCCCAAAUAAUCAAAAUGUCUUCCAACGGUCAAUCCGCAGAUACUAAUCGAGUGCAUGCUGGCAAGGUUGCAAUUGUAACGGGUUCAGCACGAAGUACGUUACAGGAUUGAUAACCAUGCCAAAGCAUUUACGUAUUGACUAACCUUGUUAUUAGGCAUUGGCGCUGGAAUUGCUCGAAAUCUUGCAUCUAAGGGUGCUAACAUCCUAAUAAGUUAUCUAACCGAAGCAUCAGACAAAGCUGCUGCUGAGCUUGCGGAGGAGCUUACUAAGAAACAUGGCAUAGUCGCCGUGCCAUGUCGAUCUGAUAUCUCCACACCAGAAGGUUGUGCCGCCAUCAUCGAAACUUGUAUAUCGAAGAUGCCUCCGAAUACCAAAACCAACAAGCUCCAAAUCGACAUUCUAAUCAACUGCGCUGCUAUUAUGAUAGGCAUUGGCCCUCUUGAAAGCGUUACACAUGCGGAUUUUAUCAAGUCGUACGAGACCAACGUACUAGCACCCAUCUUGCUCACAAGCGCAUGCAAGCCCUACCUACCUACAGAUCGAUCAGGAAGAAUUGUGAAUGUUUCCAGCAUUGGACAGAAGGUCGGCACUCCAUAUUUGACGCUUUAUAACGGAACAAAGGGUGCGCUUGAGGCUAUGACAAGGACCUGGUCGAGAGAAUUGGCUGAGCACGCUACGGUCAACACUAUCAACCCCGGUUCGGUGCUCACUGAUAUGUUCCGUCAGUGUAGCGAUGAUGUGCUUGCAGCGCAAGCACAGUGGAGUCCUUUGAUUCCAUUAUCGGGUGUUCGUGAGUGGGAUACUGAAGAAGUUAAGACAGUGGGCAAGAAAUGGGGUGGUCGCCCGGCAUAUGUUGAGGAAAUCGCUAGCAUCGUUGCUAUGGUUUGUAGUUCAGAAAGUGCAUGGAUGACCGGUAGCGUUGUCAGUGCAAAUGGUGGGCAAUGUUUUAGCACGUAAAGUUCGACGUUGUGUAAUUUUUCUUUUACAAAAUUUGAAAUAAUGUUUGUUUAGAUUAGGCGUCGUGAUGAUGGGAAGUAUAAAUGAUGGAUAAUUGUUCCUAAUGUUUAAUUGGCGACUACUUUUGCAUAUAUGAUGAAAAUGCUACCAUAUUGCUGGUAUUCUUUAUAGAUGACUGAGCAAGUGCUAGUUCAAA
Messenger RNA from Sclerotinia trifoliorum, 2028 nucleotides. NCBI's taxonomy places the organism in Eukaryota, Fungi, Ascomycota, Leotiomycetes, Helotiales, Sclerotiniaceae. The record is from the annotation of a GenBank genome assembly.